Mugil cephalus (flathead mullet) is the source of this 6701-nucleotide messenger RNA. Its product is annotated as rho guanine nucleotide exchange factor 28-like. Gene Ontology annotation, biological process: regulation of Rho protein signal transduction. Gene Ontology annotation, molecular function: guanyl-nucleotide exchange factor activity; protein binding. The coding region runs from base 192 to 5759 and encodes 1855 amino acids. The transcript is spliced from 40 exons. The record is from RefSeq and is a predicted model, not a curated record. Lineage: Eukaryota; Metazoa; Chordata; Actinopteri; Mugiliformes; Mugilidae.
CUGUGUCAGAGGAGGCUGAAGCUCAGACUGCGAACAGCUGAAGGCCGCCUCUCAACUUGCAGCCUCAAAUUAACAGCGCGCAAAACGAGGAUGAAUCCGAAGUAGGAGGAGGGCUUUUAUUUUGAUCGCUUCAAGGCUGCUGUCAGGGUUUCUCCAGCCGGAGUUUGAGCUCCUGAGAAGUUGCUGUGCAGAUGGAGCUGAGCAGGAGGAAAGUACCUCUGUAUGGAGAGGCCAAGGUAUUUGCAUUGCUGGACGGUUUAGAUCCGGUGCCAGAGGAUGCAGAGGUCUAUGUUGUUCUGGAGGGAUCCACGCUGGUCCAUGUCACCAAGGCUCACAGCGACGUCAUGCUCUGCUUUAUCGUGCCUGGACAUAACAUGGCUGAGGUGGUCUCUGUCCAGGCUUAUCUGUGCUCUAAAACCACUCCACUCACCUGGGUGGGCGGGGCUUCUUUAGAGUAUGUUCAUGAUGACGCUCAGGACCUUGCAGAGCACCUGGUCAUCCACGGACACUGUCUAAGCUCCACAGAUCACAAGGAGCUGAGCAGCCUCUUCAACCUGGGCCAGCAGAGCUCUCGCUGGGCUAUGGAUCGUCGCGUGGCCCUGGCCAUGGCCAACUUGGAUAUCCCCCAAAGCUGGAAUGUGCUGGGGAGCCACAGUGGAGACGAGCACAGUCCCAGAGAGUCCCCCCUCCACCUGGCCGUUCGGUGGGGUCUGUGCCGCCUUGCGGAGCUGCUGCUUUGCCAGCCGGGCGGGUUGAUGGCCAUCAGCCUGCCGAACGAGGAGGGGGUCACGCCGCUGCAUCUGGCGCAGGCGGCGGGCAACACUGAGCUCCUGGAGCUGCUCUCACAUCCUCCCAACCCUCUGGCCACGCCUCCAGCAGGUCUGUCCCAGGUGUGGGCAGACCGGUCCCGCUUGCUGAGGUUCUGUCAUGACACCGGGAACCUGACUCUGACCGUCAGACAAAACCUGAGGUGGACCUCGGAGGAGAGCCGGCACGCCGACAUCCUGCUUCUCAGAGACCGACUCAGAGAUGAGGACUUCCUCAGGGAGAUCAAAGCACUAAGGAGGGAACAAGUGGAGACCGUCUUAGAGAAGGAAGAACUAGUGGACGAUCCUGCAGACAACGCACUGUACCCUGACAUAAAUGGAGGAAACUCUGCAGUCGAAGAAAAUGUUCCCAGUUUCUUCGCGGAGGACUACGGGGAGCCGCUGAUGUUUUGCCUGAACGAGGUCGACGAAGAGGACGAGCCAUCUGAUUCUGAGAAAAGCCAGUCCAUAAGAGAGAGCCAGGCCUCAUCCCCGACUCUGGCCGCAGCUGCCAGGCUGUCAGCAAUGAUACACGGCAAAGACCAAGUGUACGCUAACGCCAUGCUGGUGGACCAAGUGGAUGGCGCUGACAUUAAAUACCGUUCUCCAGGAGAGGAAGAGGUCAGCCCCCCGUCCCGCGUUGGCAGCUCUUGCUGGGAUUCCUUCUCCAUGAGCCCCCCCGAUUCAGGGAACUGCUCCCAGAGCCGGUACCCUCCCUCACCCCAUAACAGGCAGAGGGGAGUCCAAGGCCCGGGCCUGGAGAAUCACAGGGAGCUCUCCCCUCGCAUGUCUCCCCCCUGUCCCUUCGCUUCCUCCCCGUCUUUUCCUUCCUCUUCCCUGGCUUCGGCGCUCCGUUUGUUCGAGGGAGCACAAAGGCGACAGGCGUGCUCCCCAGCCUCUCCCGCUACGAGUCGCAGAGGAUGCAGCUUGACGGAGUCGAGCCGAGGCCUGAGCCCUAGUCUAGAGUGUGACAGCGGCGAGGAGGACAUACUGGGACAUUCCUACCCCUGCACGUCGCGGAAGCAGCAGUCCAUCCUGCAGUCCAGCUCGGGAGAGGAGAGGGACUCCUUCGACGCGUCGCCAGAUUUUAAUCGCACGCUCUCCGACAGCACGCACAAGUCGACCAAGAACCCGGAGGAAGCCGAGGUCCGCCUGCGCUCCUACUCCUACUCCUCGCCUAAAGCGAAGCCGUCGCGGCCUCUGCUGAACCGAGACGCGACUGUCACUGAUCUGGCGGAAGAUGGCGCCUUCAGCAGCAGCGGCCGAUCUCUACUUCAGGCUCUGUCUCUUUCUAAAUCCCUCUCUCGCCUCAACCAAGUUAAGCAGAAAGCGUUCAACCUGACCGAGGCGCCCAGAGAAAAGAGGGUUUUGGGUUUCCGUAAGCGGGCCCAGUCAGCAGAGGAAGAGAGCAGCGCAUCGCUCCAACACCUCACCCUCACAGAGUUCCUCAAAGAGAUCGAGGACGAGGAGUGGGAUAAAUACAUAAUCCCAUCAAAGGUCGAGUCAGAGAAGUACAAAGUCAGCCGGACCUUCAGCUUCCUCAAGAACAGGAUGUCCAGCACGCGCAGCAAGACCAAGGUGAAGGGGAAAGAGGUGAAGGAGGGGAAGGAGAAGCCGGGAGCCGCUAAUGGACACCAGUUUGUUCCCGUGUCACCAUCUGGACCUGCUCUCUGUGUGGCCUGUGAUAAGUCUGUUUCUGGGAAGGAGCUUUUGCAGUGCUCCAACUGCUUCCUGAACGUCCACAAAAACUGCCGAGAGUCAGCUGCAGCCUGUGGGAAGAAGCCCCAGGAGAGGAAUGCGUUGCUGAUGAAAAGCAAGACUGUGUCCCUCCCGCAGAACUCGCCGAAAGACAACCCUCCAGCCGCCACGUACUCUUCUCCAUCUUCCUCCUCUUCUUCAAUUCCGGCGAUGUGCAAAGACAAAAGAGAAACGGGCGCCCCCCUUUCCAAAAGCCUCUCCAUCUCUAUAGACAGCAGACGGCUGAGUGACACAGACGGUGAAUAUGCCGCGGCGGCUUGUGCUAACAGCUCGUUGUCUGAUGAAGGAACUCCGGUCACAGCGACUCCACCAUCCACUGACCCUCCAAUCCCCCCACAGGACACCGUUGAUGCUCCUCUGCUGGGUGACCUGUCACCGGACCUGCUCGGGCUUGACGUAGAGUCGUGGAGUCUCGCCGUGACUCCGGAGUUCUGCCGGCAAUACGACAGGCACACAGUCAAACGACAGGAUGUCAUUUAUGAGCUGAUGCAGACAGAGCUACACCACAUCCAAACCCUGACGGUCAUGUCGGAGGUGUUCAGGAGAGGCAUGCUGGAGGAGCUGCAGCUGGACUGGGACUGCGUCGCCCGCAUCUUCCCCUGCUUGGAUCCUCUGCUCCUCUACCACAGGAACCUUUUCAGAGUGCUGCAGGAACGCAGGCAGGCUGCAACCCAAGUCGAGAAUUCAAGAAAUUACCUUAUCGAGCACAUUGGAGACAUACUGCUCCAGCAGUUCUCAGAUGAAAACGCUGAGAAAAUGAAGCAGGUGUAUGGAGAAUUCUGCAGUCACCACAUCGAGGCAGUGAACGUCUUCAAAGAGCUGCAGCAACAGAAUAAGAAACUGCAAAACUUUGUCAGACAACAGAGCAAUAACUCUCUGGUAAGACGGAGAGAGGUCCCAGAGUUCAUCCUGCUGGUCACUCAGCGCAUCACCAAGUAUCCAGUGCUGCUGGAGAGGAUAUUACAGUACACUCAGGAGGGAAGUCAGGAACACUCUGACCUGUCAAGUGCUUUGGCUCACGUCCGUGACAUCAUCGCGGCGGUGGACCUCUCUGUAAAUAAGUACGAGAGGUGCCAGGAGCUGCAGGAAGUGCUGGCCCGGCUGGAGAACAAGAGCUUUGCCAAGCUGAAGAACGACAAGGUGUUUCGUAAACAGGAUCUGCACAGCAAACACAGGACCCUGCAGCACAAAGGGCUGGUCUUCUGGAAGACUGCCACGGGACGUCUCAAAGAUACGUUAGCUCUCCUGCUCACUGACGUUCUGGUUUUCCUACAAGAGAAGGACCAGCGCUUCGUAUUUGCUGCUGUGGACCAGAAGCCUCCAGUAAUCCCUCUGCAGAAGCUCAUCGUUAGAGAGGUAGCCAAUGAAGAGAGAGGGAUGUUCCUCAUCUCUGCCUCCUCAGUGGGGCCAGAAAUGUACGAGGUCCACACCUCCACCAGAGAGGAGAGGAAUGCGUGGAUGAGGCACAUCCGGAUGGCUGUAGAGAGUUGUCCCGAGGAGGAGGAGGAGGAGGAUCGAAAUGCUGAGACGGAGGAAGCCAGGCAAGCCGCAGAAGUGAAAGUUCAGAAGAUCACCAAGUUCCAAGAGACGCUCUUGAGUCAGGACCAGCAAAUCUGCAACACCCUGGAGGAGAAGCUGCAGCUCUAUGCUGAGCUCACAGAGUUAACCCUCCGUUCGCCAGAGCCUGUAGCACACCGCCACCUGCUGGUACAACCCACGCAGUACACCGACGCCGAGGUGCCACAGCCAGCCUCGUCACUGCUGACAGCUGCGCUCAGAGAAGCGGAGAACUUGAUCAAUCUCCUGCAGGCUCGCGACUGCCUCUCUGUUCAGAGUCAGAGCUCCCCUGUCCGAGGACCCGAGUGCUGCAGCUACAACAGCCACGGCAGCAGCAUUCAGGAGUCUCCGUCUGAGCCGGAUUAUCUGAGCACGCUCAGUAUGAGCUCCACUUCUCUAGCAUCAGACAGUGACUUAGCAGGGUCGGACAACGGGACGUGGAGCUCAGCUGUCGAACUGAGGAGGGGAGACACCAAAGGGACGCUGUUAAAGGUGGCAGAGAGUGUCCAGAGCCUCACUCAGCUCCUCUACAGUCUGCAGGCUGCCGUGACUCUCCAGGACAGCUGCUGCGAAGUCCACAAACUCCUUCUCCAGGAGGGAGACCGGCCUCAGCUCCGAACCCUGGCUUCCCUCCAGAGCAGCCUGGAGCAGGAGAAGCAGAGGAGUAUAGAUAAGAAGAAAGAGGAUGUGGAAAAGAAGGGUCUAGAGAGGAAGAAAGAAGAGGCGGAGGUGCAGAAGCUCCACAUGAAACUGAAACAAGAGCAGCAACGCUGGGACAAAGAGUGUCUGGCCAGGGAGAAACAACAGAGCGAUCAGGAGAGCGUGCUGGAGCAGCGAGAGCAGCAGUGCCUCCUGGAGGCUGAGCGGCUACGGCGCGAGCGCGAAGAGCUGGAGGCCCAGCUGCUGGAGUAUCAGCAAAAUCUGGACAGGCUGAGGGAGGGCCAGAGGAACGUGGAGAGGGAGAGGGAGAAGAUCGAAGCCCAACAGAGGCUGCUCCAGAGCUGGAGACACAACCGCCAGAGCAGCCUGCCUGUGACAAUACCGCUGGAUGGAUACAGGUCUGAGGGGUCCAGCCACAGCCGCUCGGGCAGCCUGGACGGCAACAGCUCGGUGUAUGAGAACGAGGCAGCCUUGCUCGCCUCCCUCCAACAGAACAGCCUCCACCAGCCCACCACCACCACCACCACCGCCACCACCAUCAACAACAACAAGCAGCACCAGCAACUGCUCUCCAUGCCGAGGAAGAUCCACGACGGCGCUCUGCACAGCUCCGGCUACACUGCCAACCUCGGCCUCAGCGCCAGCCUCUACAACAGCCUCAACACCCUCCUGAGUCAGACGCACAACAAACAGCCUCUGGAACCUCUGGCGUACCCGGGUUACCAAGGCUGUCCCCGGCCCCUGUAUGAGUCCAGGGUCACUGCACAGCCACAGAGGACCAACAAGGCAGACUUCAGCCCGCUGCUGGACAGACAGUCCCCCGGUCCCUGGAGGUCAGAGGUCAGAGGUCACAGACUUUACGAGGAGGACUACUCCUCCUCUCCCUCCCUCACCCCUCUCCUCCCCCCGCAGGCCUACCUCUCCCUGGAGGGACAGAACGGGGAGGAGGCGGGCGAAGAGAACAUUGUUUACCUCUGAGGAGCAUCACGACCAGAUGUACAACUGGACAGACAGAUAAUAUAUCCGUCGCUUGUGUAUGUGUAUAUUUGUUUCCAUCUGAUGGAGUUAAGCUCAAUUUUUAAAUCAAGCAACUGGCAGGGAGAAGGUAUUCGCAGACGACUGUAGAGUACGUGCCUUUAUUGGUGUACGCGAUGGACCUAGUCAUCCUCCUCCUCCACCUCCUCCUCCUGUGUGAUCAAACCAUUGUGCCUUUUUUUUUUUUUUUUUUGCAAACAAAACCUUUGUAAAUCUGCUUUUAUACUCACGCUCAUCGUGUUUCUACACCUCCUGUAUCUGGUUUUAGCAUCUGUUGCACUUGUUUGGUGACAGAGAUACGAACACUUUGACCCAAAGCACCAGGACAGACGUACUGAUGUGAUCCCGCCCCUCCUCCCCCUGAGCACUUAAAUAGAAAAUGAACAUAUAUGAGGAGCCGGUUGAGGCCCAGUGCUUUUUUUUUCUCCAAGUGAUCUUUAAUAAUAUUUAUAAAGGGUUGUGAACAUCUAUAAAAAAAAAAAGUGUAAUACUGACAUUAUUGUAUGAAUAUAGAAUAUAUGUAUAGUUUUAUGGAAAAGCUACCUAUGCACACUAUGUUUGAAGAGAAUCUUAUAUUCCUAUCUUUGUUUUUUUUUUUCUCACUCAAGUGCCAAAAAACAAAAAAAUCUUCUGUUAUCUGAUGCUGUAACUGAUUUCUGUAAAGAGUGGGUGUAUUUUUCCUGUUUGUGGCUUUUGUCAGAUAAUUUAUUGCAUACAAACUGCCUUAUGCACUGUUCAUGACAUUAAUAAUAUUUUUGUUUUAAUAAGUGUUGUCUUGUUGUAAUCUCUGUAAUCAUAACUGUGCUGUGACAUGUUGUGUAUGUGUUUGUGUGUAUAUAUAUAUAUAUGACUAUAUACAUAAAAAACUAUUGUGGUUACCAUCUA